Molecule: messenger RNA, 1774 nt
Organism: Hipposideros armiger (great roundleaf bat)
Lineage: Eukaryota; Metazoa; Chordata; Mammalia; Chiroptera; Hipposideridae
Gene: CYREN
Product: cell cycle regulator of NHEJ
Exons: 4
Coding region: 559-1005 (148 amino acids)
Biological process (GO): negative regulation of double-strand break repair via nonhomologous end joining; double-strand break repair via nonhomologous end joining
Cellular component (GO): nucleus; cytoplasm
Source: RefSeq, a predicted model, not a curated record
GCGCGGGGCCGGGGGCCGGGGCCGCGGGGCUGCACCACCGCCCGUUUCCGCCUGCCGGGCCCGCCCCGGAAGCCAAGAAGGGGGCGCGAGCCCGGAAGGCGGGACCUCGGGCUGGGGGAGACCUCGUCCUACCCGGAGCGCUGGGGCCUCCGUGGGCGGCCUCCCGCGGGUCGGGAGUAAGCGACCCGGGCGGUUCCCGUGGUCCGCGAGCCCCCGCGUGGGUGUCCCGGUGUCUCCCGGCCUCCCCGCCGCAGCAGGGUGGCACUCGUCGUCGCCCGGGCGGCGCCGUUGUCCCCGACGUAGCAGGGCGGGCUUGACGCCGGGCGUGCGGGGCCCGUCACGUGCCCGCGGGGCCCGUGCGGGCUUUCCCAGCCUGCCCCGCGCGGCCCCGGCGCCUCCGGGGCUUGGAGCCUGCAGGAUCGGGAAUUAAAGUUUGACUCCCACUCGGGACAAACAGACCCACAGUUCCUGGUGUGAUGAGUGGGAUUCGCUGUCCUGAUUUAGAAAAGCAAGCCAGUAAGCGUGGGCCCUGACUCCUUUCCAUCAGCGACUAGAGAGAUGGCAGCCUUGAAUUCUGGGGAUAAAAAGAGGGUCCUUCCCGCCUGGAUGACAGUCCAGGGGGCUGAGAAGAGUAUGGUGCCAGCGAAGAGGAGGAGAAGGGCAGCGGUGCCGGCGGCUGCAGCAAGACUCCCUGCGGUGAAGACUGUGUACUGCAUGAGUGAAGCCGAGCUCGUAGACGUUGCUCUGGGCGUCCUGAUUGAGAGCCGAAAACAGGAAGAGGUCUUGGAGCGGCUGCCUCUGGCAGGUGCUGAUAAGCUGGAGCUCUCAGCAUCGCAGAGUUCAUGGAGUUCUCCUGGGAGUGGAACUGAGGACGAAGACAAUGGGAAAGGCGCCCCUCCUCUAGACCUCAGCCCUUGCCAGGAGACUGCCGGUUCUGCCUGCCCCAGAAGCCCUGAGGAAGACGAGGAUGUGCUAAAAUAUGUCAGGGAGAUAUUUUUCAGCUAAGGGACAGGCUCCCCAGGACUUUCUUCCCGGAGCAGCUGAAGAAGAUGAUGCUUUUGCUCUCUGCCUGCGGGCUGCGCUCAGCUCCACACCUCCUUGGGCUGGAGACAGUCACCUUGGAGCAGAGGCCUAGGACACUCCGGGCCUGGGGAAGUGAGGAAUCACUGAGCUGCCAUUAGAAUUCCUCUCCCACCACGUCCUCCCCCAGCUCGGGGGUCUGCAGUCCCCGUUGUCUGUUGUAUUCGGUUAGCAGGCUUCCGGGGAAAUGUGGUGGUGGUCAAACUUACUGGGACCAAAGAAUCUUCUUAAUGAUGUUCAAAGAAAAAAAACAGUAAGUAUGGCUGCUAAAUACACUGGAAUUCCUCCACGUUUGUCAGCGGGCACAACCUCUGCCUAAGGAGGAAGCUGUUUUAAAACUAGUUUCCUUCAGAAGACAAUCACUCGUCCAGCCCUGAAGGUGUGCCCAGCUCCACCUGGGAGCUUGAGGCUCGCUGGGUGCAGAUGGUGAUAAGCUCCUGCCAAUCAGACAGGCCUCCUCCCCCAGCUGUGCCCUUCCUCCCACUUUGGCGACCUUGGCCUUCAUCCCUAGGCAGCCUUAAAUCAAGAGUGGGGCAGGACCCCAGAGGAGACGCUCAGGACAAGCGAUCACGGCCGCGUCUAUAUUUCUGUCUUUAUUGCCGCGUGGCUCUUGACAGGCAUACAAUGAACUGACCGUUUGCUGUAUAGGUUUUCCAAUACACAGGUGCUGACAAAAUACACAGAAGUCCCAAUA